This is a messenger RNA of Cercospora beticola, 1359 nucleotides long. RefSeq lists its product as uncharacterized. The record is from RefSeq and is a predicted model, not a curated record. Lineage: Eukaryota; Fungi; Ascomycota; Dothideomycetes; Mycosphaerellales; Mycosphaerellaceae. Gene Ontology annotation, biological process: protein phosphorylation. Gene Ontology annotation, molecular function: protein kinase activity; ATP binding.
AUGAGAACACUGACCUACUCCUCAACGCAUUGUGGCUAUCUCCACUGCCAUCGAUCCCAUCAUCAACGACCCACGACCAUUAGAAGAGCACAUACAUCAUCGCCUCUCAAACUAGACCAUUCCGUGAUUAUAGAAGAGGAGACCCUUCCCGGUUACAAUCCUUCCCAUUACUAUGCCGUUCGCAUCGGCGACCUACUCCGAGACCGCUACCACAUUAUCGGCAAGCUGGGCUACGGCUCAACAUCAACCGUCUGGCUCUGUCGUGACCUCAAAUCACAAGGCUCGUCUGUUUACGUCGCCCUCAAGAUUCACACCAACAACAACUCCAAGAGCCAUCGAGAACUACCAGUUUACAAAUACAUCAACAAUCUCAAAGAAUCUUCGCACGAAGGCCGCAAGUACGUACGUGCACUGCGCGAUCACUUCGAACUGGAAGGACCUCACGGAAAUCACAUUUGUCUCGUCCACGAAACAGCUGGAUUGAACCUCGAAGAAUUACGAGAUCUAUUGCCUAAUCAGACUUUCGAACCGGAUUUACUUCGUCAGAGUCUUCGCAGUAUCCUUCGCGGGUUACAUUUUCUCCACUCUGAGGUGGGAGUGAUUCACACGGACAUUCAACCUAAGAAUAUUCUCCUCGGUGUCCUCGAUAAUUCUGCUUUCGAAAGGUUUGAACGCGAUGAGAAAGAAGCGCCUUUUCCGCAGAAAGAAUUGCCUUGUGGUCGAAUCGUCUACGUCUCGCAUCCCAUGCCGCUGACUAAAGGACCUCCGCUACUAUGCGACUUGAGUGAAGCAAGAUUCGCAACAUCAGAGCAUCAGUCAAACAAAGAUCUCAUCAUGCCAGAUCUAUACAGAGCUCCAGAGGUCAUACUAGGAAUGCCGUGGAGUUAUGAAGUGGACAUAUGGGGCUUUGGGAUGAUGCUCUGGGACCUCCUCGAACCCACACGACUUUUCGCUGCAAAAGGACCUGAUGGAAGAUACUCUGAAGCCCAUCACCUCGCACAAAUGAUUGCCAUGAUGGGUCCGCCGCCUACAGGUUUCUUGGAGCGCUCAGACCAUAGUGCAAUGUACUUUGAUCAGAAAGGCCACUGGAAAGGCGGCAUCGAGAUCCCCGAAGACAUGACUUUGGAGGCUGCAGAACAGAGACUGCAAGGUGAAGAGAAAGCACAAUUCCUGAAUUUGAUGAGAAAGACGCUGCAGUGGAGACCGGAGGAUCGAUGUAGUAUUGAGGAUAUCUACCUAGAUGAGUGGAUGAUGGCUGAUCUGAUCACUUCGGGAGAAAUCGUUUCCACAUGCUCCUCCUUCCCGUCUUCAUCUCCUCGUCUGCGAUUCCGUCCCGGUCCAGUCUGUGAUGCAUUGUGA